Molecule: messenger RNA, 831 nt
Organism: Cannabis sativa
Lineage: Eukaryota; Viridiplantae; Streptophyta; Magnoliopsida; Rosales; Cannabaceae
Exons: 1
Coding region: 1-831 (276 amino acids)
Source: RefSeq, a predicted model, not a curated record
AUGGCAGCAUACCUCGAGGACUCAGACCCCAGCGAUCAUUUAUCUCGAUUCAACCGAGUAAUGACGGUUAUGAGGGUCAGCAAUGAUGCUAAAUGCUUAUGCUUUCCGCUAACAUUGAGUGGUUCCGCGGAAGAAUGGUUCAAAAAGUUGGAACAAGGAUCUGUGGAUUGCUGGAACAAGUUACAAGUUAGUUUCCGGAGACAGUUUGUCGCGGCGAGAAAGAUCAACCUCAAAGUCAGCGCCUUAACUAACAUCAAGCAACUACCCACAGAGACCUUGAAGAAUUUUAUAAAGAGGUUCAAGGAAGAAGCCUCAAAAACCAAGAAAGUUGAUGACGGACAGCAGCUUGCACUUCUUCAGACCGAAAUCUGUACAGGAACCCCAUUCUGGAACGAAUUGCAACAAGAAGGAGCUGCUAACCUCCAGGAUUUCCAGAAGAGGGUUCAAAAAUACAUUAAUUUGGAAGAGGCUCAAAUAGUGGCUUACGGAGGAUACUAUCCAACCAGAGUGGCCGGAUAUGCACCCGGAGUUCAGCUCUCAAGAGCCCUGCCUCCGGUUAAUCCACCAAUGAGCGGCAUACAGUUCUUCGCUACCCCAGGAUACAACCAGAGCCCAACCUUGGCUCCCGCAUCUUCGCAUUACGGGAACCCCUCAGGGAUGAGUGGACAAGUCCCGCCUCACUCUGCUCCUGCUGUGAGCCUAACUAGACCUCCUCAAAGCUCCCAAAGUAAAAGGUCCUUAAAAAGCAGCAACCGGAGAGAGGACAAGCGCCAAAAAAGGGGGUAUACUCCCCAAUACGCCCAGUACACAGAGUUGACGGACACGCUCUAG